UUCUCAGUCACGUUUACUACGAAUCAGCUGAUAGCACUGCAUCGUACAAGAUUAACGUGAGUAUCAGUAAAACUCACUGAGGGGACUACAGUCUCUAAGAUCUUCCAUCCGAUUCAACAAAGAUCUGGAUCAUAGGAUAGACACCAUCGAAAAAAUAUAUUUUACAAAAAUACAACAUGAAAGGGACUUAGGAGCUGACAGCUGAGGCUAGGAUUGUUUUGUGACAGGAGCUUCGAAUUCUAGCUUUUGCUAUGUCGUUCAAGGAGAAGAAGAGACAUGCCUCUGCUGAAUCUACUGAUUCUAGCGAGAUAGACCCAGGGGACUACAUCCCCACCCCUCCAGAUGGGGGAUGGGGAUGGGUAGUAGUGGCCUGUUCAUUUAUGUGCAAUAUCAUCGUAGAUGGACUUGGUUACUCCUUUGGCGUUCUUCUUCCGAUGUGGGUUGAUGUUUUUAACGAAACAAGAGGGAAGGUAUCGUUGGUGGGAUCCUUACUUGUUGGAAUUUAUUUAUGUGCAGGUCCCAUCGUUAGUGGAUUAACUAACAAAUUUGGUUGCCGAGCCGUAACAAUUGCAGGAAGCAUCUUUGCAGCAGUUGCCUUUUUGGCUGCCUCUUUUGCUAACAGCAUCACAGUACUCCUCCUUACUUAUGGGUUUUUAGGGGGUUUGGGAUUUGGAUUGAUAUACCUUCCUGCCAUUGUGAUCGUGGGAUAUUACUUUGAAAAGAAACGUGCUAUUGCAACCGGUAUAGCAGUAUGUGGAUCUGGGGUUGGUACAUUUAUUUUUGCUCCCGCUAACGCGAUGAUGCUUCAGGUAUACGACUGGAGAAACCUAGUAAUGAUUCAGGCUGGAAUCGUACUGAACGCCUGUGUGUGUGGUAUGUUGAUGAGACCGCUUGAGCCAACGAAGAAAAUGAAACAGUCACUUAGAAAAACACAAAUUGAAAAUGCAAGGAAAAAAGCUCUUGGACAACGAAAACGAAACGCACAUUCCGACUCAAGCAUGCCUGGUGCAGAUAGGUUUACUAACCUAGAAGAAGUCAAAAAGAGAAAAAAGAAUGACGAAAAUAAAACAAAAAAUUCAUUUAAUGAAAAUUCAAGUGGGAUUCUAAGUGAUUUAAAAGUCCGUGAAAUUCACCCCAAAAUUGAAAACGGGUACGCCAAGACGCAAGGAGACGCCUUCCUUUCUGCUCCCCGAUUACAUUCCACCCAUCACGUGGAGAAGACCGACUAUUCCCGUCCCAUGUACCGACAGGACAUCUUCUACAGUGGUAGCAUUUACAAUAUACCCCAAUUCAAAACGUCUGGUUCAGACGUGAGAGACUACAUAACCAGUACAACAAAUAUCCCCGAUAUUCCCUCGCCAUCAUGUUGGGAUAAAUGCACGUGUCUUCCAUUAUCCGUUGUGGACACUUUAAAAGAUAUGAUGGACCUUUCCCUGCUUAAAGACUUUCCUUUUGUUAUGAUAUGUUUUGGAAACAUUCUUGCAAUGUCUGGGUUUUAUGUUCCUUUUACAUAUGUCGUCGAUCACGCUUUACUUCUUGGUAUUCCCCCAACGGAUGCGGCGUUUUUGCUGUCUAUAAUAGGUAUUACCAACACCGUAGGCAGAAUACUGUCAGGGCUCCUGGUAGACAUUUUUAAAUUGGACGCUUUAGUCAUCAAUAAUGUGGCUCUGGUGCUGAGUGCCGUCCUACUCUUCGUGGAACCAUUUUGUCGAACAUACGAGCUUUUGAUUGCAUUUGCAGCAUUAUAUGGUCUAUGUGUGGCUGCCUAUAUUUCAUUAACUUCAAUCAUUAUUUGUGACUUACUUGGACUGAAGAAGCUCACCAAUGCCUUUGGACUCCUGACCUUGGCUAGAGGAGUGGCCGGGGUAUAUGGUCCACCUGUAGCCGGAGCUGUAUAUAACGCCACCGGGUCUUACAACUAUUCCUUCUGGCUCGGGGGACUAAUGUUUGCCGCGGGGGCCGCUUGUCAUCUAGUACUUCAUCUUCCAUGUGUCAAGAGAAGAGGCAAAGAGGACGUGUUUGGCGAGAUCGUCAUCACAGAGGAGAAAGAGGUGAUGUUAGAUGAUCGUGAAGAAGCCGUGUAACGGAGGUGAAGAAACUUUCAUCGAGCUUUAAGGAGAUGUACAUUUCCCACGAAUAAUAUAUGUGAAAUUUAUCUAUCAAUUGUCUUUAAAAGGCUAUGCUUCAACGUUUUUCUUUUUCAUGUGUACAUAUUGUGAAGAAAUACUGGUAAGGACUAAGCGGGGAGUUUUUAAUACUGUUUAUGUGACAAGUAUUAUAAUACUUUGUACCUGUAUGUAAAAGAUGUUCAAUUUGAUAUCAUUAACAUUUUGUGUGAAUGUUUUGUGAGAGCAUAUUAAUAUAUUCUGUUUGUGGAACAGUUUUCCAAUUUUUUAGAAUGAAAAGGGUGCAUUUAAUUUUGUUUUAAAGCAUUACACGCGUAUAUUGAUUGAGAAAAUGUUUG
Molecule: messenger RNA, 2464 nt
Organism: Saccostrea echinata
Lineage: Eukaryota; Metazoa; Mollusca; Bivalvia; Ostreida; Ostreidae
Product: monocarboxylate transporter 14-like
Exons: 7
Coding region: 252-2084 (610 amino acids)
Biological process (GO): monocarboxylic acid transport; transmembrane transport
Molecular function (GO): monocarboxylic acid transmembrane transporter activity
Source: RefSeq, a predicted model, not a curated record